AUGAUUGUCGAUUUGUUUCUCAUGCAAGAUACACGAGCCUCGCUUGUUGGGGCCGGGCUCGUCCUUGUGAUAACCUGGGCUCUGCGAUACAUCUUGUUCCAGGGCUCUAAGCUGCCGAUUAUCAACAAGCAAAGUAUCUUCGAGCUUGGGCAGAUCUCGUCCAAGAAGGGCUACGUUUCCGGUGCUGCCAACCUGAUCAGAGAUGGAUUCGCCAAGCUGAUGCUUACCAUUCUGGGGAAACAGUCUGCGAAAGGAUUCCGCCUCGUCACCGACAAUGGUUGCCAGAUCGUCUUGUCUCCGAAAUACCUCGAGGAGAUCCGCCAGCAUCCCGACCUGAGUCGUGACAAAGCUUCUGCUAGGGAGCUCAUGUCGCACCUUCCUGGGUUCGAGGUUUUCCGGGAAGGAUCUAAGGAUGAGCGCAUUCUCCACGACGCAGUGUUGACUAAACUGACAAGAACACUUGGUCGUGUUACCGAGCACCUCUCUCACGAAACAGCACUGAGCUUUGAGAAGCACUGGACGAAUGAACGCGAAUGGCAUGCGGUACCACUGCGAUCGAGCAUCACGCAGAUCAUUGCCCAGACGUCUUCCCGGGUAUUCUUGGGCGAGAAGCUCUGCAGAGACCCUGAAUGGCUUCACAUUACCAUUAAUUAUGCGGUACACGUGAUUACGGCUACUGAGCAGCUCCGUCAAUGGCCCCAUAUGCUCCGGUAUGUCGUUCACUGGUUUCUUCCAACCUGCCGGAGACUGCGUCAGGAUAUGCGAGAGGCUCUGGGUCUUAUCCUCCCAGUUUUGAAAGAGCGCCAAGAGGAGAAAGCGGCAGCCAGAGCAGCAGGAAAGAACCCCGUCUCGUACAGUGAUGCCAUUGACUGGAUGGAAGACACCGCGAAAGGCCGUGCUUAUAACCCAGCUAUCUCGCAACUCCUGUUGUCUAUGGCAGCCAUCCACACCUCGGCCGACAUGUUGACUCAGGUCUUGUUCGAUAUUGCUGAGAGGGAAGAUCUGGUGACAGCAUUGCGCGAAGAGAUCAUGACUGUUGUCCGCGACUGUGGCUGGAGUAAAAUCUCGCUGUACAAGUUGGUUCUGAUGGAUAGCACCAUCAAAGAGAGCCAGAGACUCAAGCCUAUUGCCAUCACUCCCAUGCGUCGUCUUGCGACCAAAGAUGUGUUGCUGUCGGAUGGCAUGUUUAUCCCGAAAAAUACAACCGUUCUAUUCCCUGCCGAUGCCAUGUGGGAUCCCGACUUCUACGAGAAUCCACAGGAGUUUGAUCCCUAUCGGUAUAUGCGCAUGCGCGAGUCCCCGAAUCGGCAAGCGCAAACAGCCGCACAGCUCGUCUCGCCCUCGCCGAACCACCUCGGUUGGGGCUUCGGACAGCACGCUUGUCCAGGUCGGUUCUUCGCUGCUAACGAACUCAAGAUCGCGCUCUGUCAACUUCUGUUGAAGUAUGAUUUCAAAUUGGACCAAGAGCGCCUGCCGGAGGUUCGUCGCCACGGAACCUCUCGAACCGCUGAUCCGGUAGCUAAGCUUGUGAUUCGGAGACGUGAGGACAACGCUGCAGUGCAGGAUUUGCCGUGUAUGGCCUGA
This is a messenger RNA of Penicillium antarcticum, 1584 nucleotides long. Its product is annotated as cytochrome P450. The record is from RefSeq and is a predicted model, not a curated record. The transcript is spliced from 5 exons. The coding region runs from base 1 to 1584 and encodes 527 amino acids. NCBI's taxonomy places the organism in Eukaryota, Fungi, Ascomycota, Eurotiomycetes, Eurotiales, Aspergillaceae. Gene Ontology annotation, molecular function: heme binding; iron ion binding; oxidoreductase activity, acting on paired donors, with incorporation or reduction of molecular oxygen.